AUGGUGCAAAAUCUGGUGGUAGAAUGGAAAACAAGUAACUCUGUUAAAUUGAGAUGGGAAUACAAUGGUCCUACUCACGUCGGCUUCUACUUGAAUCACACCGGAAAGAAGGAGUAUUUCGAUCACACUUUAGCUAUGAAAAGUAUGACGACUCCAGGAUUCAAACACGAAUUAGAUGAAGGCAGUCGAGAAUAUCUAUGGACUAAUUUACGGCCCUACAUGCAGUACACUUUCCAUGUCGGCGUACGAUCCUUACCACCAGGAGCCCGGCAGUAUUGGCCGAAGGAGGUCGUGAUCGUAACGGACCCCACAGGCCCACCGUUCGUUUUUCCACCGGAGUUAGAUGAAGUGAUUACUAUCGGUCUGGCCAGCAGACCCGGUCAAGUCGUAGUGCGUCUGCGACCGGCUUCCGAAGAAUACGGUCCUAUAUCACAUUAUUGGCUAAUCGUAGUGCCAGGCAACUAUUCGAAGGACGAUGUUGUAAAUAUGGGCAGUGCUGAACUGGAAGCGGCCACUAUAGCCAGGCGGAAAGCUCUCGGAAGACAGCUGAGCGUUUCUCCAACCAAGAAGGUAAUAUCUGAGCUCAUUUCUGCCUAUCGAAGAAGCCUGCGGAAUCUAUGA
Messenger RNA from Strongylus vulgaris, 621 nucleotides. The record is from the annotation of a GenBank genome assembly. NCBI's taxonomy places the organism in Eukaryota, Metazoa, Nematoda, Chromadorea, Rhabditida, Strongylidae.